Molecule: messenger RNA, 2298 nt
Organism: Durusdinium trenchii
Lineage: Eukaryota; Dinophyceae; Suessiales; Symbiodiniaceae
Source: the annotation of a GenBank genome assembly
UCCGUACCUGAUUAGAGCGAGCGGUUUCAUCCUUCCGGUCAGAGCCUUUGGGCCCCAUUUUCGGUGGCCCGAUGUGCACGCCAUGGAGAUCUGGGGCUCGGCAAGUUCCCACAUAGGUGGCUGCGAAGGCGUCUCACAUGCGGCGAAGGGGCAACCACGGACCAGGCAGCCUCUUCACCCUUUCGGCCAGCGUGGUUUCACGAGGGGUUUCUCACUGCUUGGGUUCAUUCAUGGUGCGCGAUUCAGUCAGAGACGAGUACGACAAAAGGCCCUACCAGUCGAAGAAAUCCUGGAGGAUGUGAAACAGGCCUUGCGAGAACCGCCGCAUGCAGCUGUGAUUGUGGCCCCGCCUGGAGCUGGAAAGACCACAGCAGUGCCACUGGCCCUUCUGGAGGAUCUCUCAGGAGGCAUGGUGGUGACCGAGCCGCGACGGAUGGCGGCUCGCGCCGCCGCUCGUCGCAUGGCCACCUUGCUGGGAGAAUCCGUUGGGGAGACAGUUGGGUAUCGAACACGCUACGAGAAAUGCGUCUCCUCCAGGACGCGCAUCGAGGUGGUCACAGACGGCAUCCUCGCGCGGCGCCUGCAGGCCGACGGUGCUUUGCCCAAGACCUCCGCUGUGCUUUUCGAUGAGUUCCACGAGCGAAGCCUGGGAAAUGAUAUUGCCUUCACUUUGAUCCUUCAUGCACAAGAAGCCAGGCGUCACAAAGGGCUGCCGGACUUGCGGCUUGUGGCAAUGAGUGCCACUUUGAGCGAUCGCCUAGCCAGCAGGCUCUCGGGGCUGCUGGGCGGCGCACGGGUGGUGCGCUCGGAGGGCCGUGAGUACCAUGUCCAGCUCCGGCACGCCUCCGACAGCCGCAGCCUCCUGCGUGCGACCAAGGGCUUCGAGACUAAGGCUGAGCUGGCCAAGAAGGUCUGCGUGGCCGCCACUGAGGCACUUCAGUGGAGAGCUUCUUCGAAUGAAGAACCAGGAGACGUUCUGUGCUUCCUUCCGGGCGAGCCUGAGAUUCGGCGCUGCCAGAAGCUUUUGGAGGAGCAGUUCAGCCGUUUGUCCCGCAAGGUCGCAAAGCCUCGACCGACACGGGGCUUUGGUGAGGCCCCAGCCUCCGCUGCCGCGUCUCAACCGAUUGAUGUGUUGCCGUUGCAUGGAUCCUUAGAUGCAGAGGCUCAGGAUCUGGCGGUGCAGCCGGGUGAGCCCGGAAGGCGCCGUGUGAUUCUGGCCACGAACGUCGCCGAGGCCUCCAUCACGGUGUCAGGAGUGACCUCUGUGGUGGACAGCGGCUUGCGGAAGAGGUCCAUUUUCAACUCUACGACUGGCUUUAACAGAUUGGAGUUGGCUGCCGUCUCAGCUGCUUCGGCGGACCAGCGGCGAGGGCGUGCAGGCCGCGUGAGAGAUGGCCUGUGUCUUCGUUUGUGGGCCAAAGGCCAAAAGUUGGUGCCGGAGGAUGUUCCUGCCAUCGGGGAAGAGGACCUGACCGGUGCCAUUUUGCAGCUGCUGAGCACUGGCGUGCCGUUGCAAGGGAUCUCCGAGUUACCGUGGCUGGACUGCCCGCCCAAAGCUUCCGUCAACCAUGCGGAAGAGGUAUUGACUUUGCUGGGCGCUCUGGAGGGGCAGGAACUCACCGCUCAUGGCCGACAAAUGGCGAGGCUUCCGUUGCAUCCUCGUUUGGCGCAUUUGGUGCUUUGUGCAGAGACCAAGGAAGCUGGCUCGGGGCCGUCGAUUGCAUCUCUUUGUGCUUUACUGGAGGAAGAGCGUGAUGUUCUGCAGGAUGCUCAACGUCGAGUUGGCGCUUGUGCAGACGUAGCUACAAGGCUGCUUGUUCUGAAUGGAGAAGAGAUACCAAAACGCUACAAAGAUAUCUCCGAGUCGCGCAAGCCCUGUGCUCGAGUCUGGCAGAACGCCCAGCGUUUGGUGACGGACCUGCCAUCGGCUGCUCUCCCGUUGAAGAGUUGUGGCCCGCUGGUGGCCUUGGCCUACCCGGAACGUGUGGCCAGGCGUGGCAAAAACGGCCGCUUCGUCUUGCGAGAUGGAUCUCGCUGUUCUGUCAAAGAUCCGCUUCUACAAGAGCAGGAGUUCCUCGCUGUGGCUCGAGUCUUCAAGCAUGUUGUCACAAUGGCAGCACCACUGUCCACGGCAGAGGCAGUUCACCUCUUGGGAGACGGCUGAGGCUGCGGAACUGGCCACGGAACUGGACUCGUCAAGCUGUGGGGACCAAAAAGUGAGCCGUGGGACAUCGUGGGACGCGUUCUGGGUGGUUCGUAGCGUCCUUGCUCCUAGCAAUGCCAGGAGCCCCUAGUAGC